Anopheles funestus (African malaria mosquito) is the source of this 2150-nucleotide messenger RNA. RefSeq names its product protein arginine N-methyltransferase 1 (gene Art1). Bases 438 to 1547 code for a protein of 369 amino acids. The transcript is spliced from 2 exons. Gene Ontology annotation, molecular function: protein-arginine N-methyltransferase activity. Gene Ontology annotation, biological process: peptidyl-arginine methylation. Gene Ontology annotation, cellular component: nucleus. NCBI's taxonomy places the organism in Eukaryota, Metazoa, Arthropoda, Insecta, Diptera, Culicidae. The record is from RefSeq and is a predicted model, not a curated record.
GAGACCGCUAAAACUCAAAGCAUGCAUAAAGCUUGACCUCGGUUUCGGUGUUCCUCGUGAGAUGCUGCCCGCUACCAAACAAAAAGGAAUAGAAAUUAGUAUUGUAAGCAUUUCACAAACAGGGAAAGUGUGAACAGGUUAGAAUUUGUAUCAAAUUCCACUGCAAGCCGAGCAGGUUUCUGAUUGUAUCAAAAGGUGGACAGUGUGUGCCCGAAUUACUGUAAAUAGGCGAAGCAACAAAAGGUGCUAUCGAUUCCGGCGAAUGUGAGACGAAGGUGCCACCAUUUUUGUGUGUGUCUGCAAUCGAAUAGAAAAUCGUUUAAAGCACAGCUAUUUAUCCACCUGUAACGGGGAUUGACGAGAUUACAAAUCAUAUAUCAUUUUCCGGGUGAUAAAUUGUGUGAAAUACAUCGUUUUCGACAACUAGAAAAAAAGAAAUGGCCAGUACGAGUACGGAUGUGCCGAUGGAGUCGGUGGAUACGGCCGGACCGGUACCUGGUGCACUGAGCCCAAACACAGUGAAUGGCAACGGGAAUGAUCUGGCCACCAACGCCGAGGAUAUGACGUCGCGCGACUAUUAUUUCGACUCGUAUGCACAUUUCGGCAUCCACGAGGAGAUGUUGAAGGACGAGGUACGCACGCUGACCUACCGGAACGCGAUGUACCACAACAAGCAUCUAUUCAAGGGGAAGGUCGUGCUGGAUAUCGGCUGCGGUACCGGCAUCUUGUCGAUGUUCGCGGCAAAAGCCGGUGCGGCGAAGGUCAUUGCGAUCGAGUGUUCGAACAUUGUCGACUACGCACAGAAGAUCAUCGAGGCAAACAACCUGCAGGAGACGAUCACGCUGGUGAAGGGCAAGGUCGAGGAAGUAACACUGCCGGAUGGGUACGACCAGGUGGAUAUCAUCAUUUCUGAAUGGAUGGGUUACUGUCUGUUCUACGAAUCCAUGCUGGACACGGUCAUAUAUGCGCGGGACAAGUGGCUGAAGAAGGACACGGGCAUGAUGUUCCCGGACCGGUGUACACUAUUCGUGACAGCGAUCGAAGAUCGACAGUACAAGGAUGAGAAGAUCAACUGGUGGGAUGAUGUGUACGGGUUCAACAUGAGCUCGAUUCGCAAGGUAGCGAUUAGCGAACCGCUUGUGGACGUGGUGGACCCGAAGCAGAUCGUCACGACCUCGUACAUGGUCAAGGAGAUCGAUCUGUACACGGUGAAGAAGGAAGACCUGGAGUUCGAAUCGCCCUUCCAUUUGUUAAUAAAGCGGAACGAUUUCGUGCAGGCGCUCGUGACGUACUUUAACGUGGAGUUCACCAAGUGCCACAAGCGGCUCUCAUUCAGCACAUCGCCGGAUGCGCCGUACACGCACUGGAAGCAGACGGUGUUUUACUUUGACGACUAUCUGACAGUGAAGAAGGGUGAAGAAAUUUACGGCACGUUCAAGAUGAAGCCGAACGUGCGCAACAAUAGGGAUCUGGACUUUACGGUCGAUCUGCACUUCAAGGGCGAGCUGUCGCAGGUGCAUGAAAAGAACCACUAUCGGAUGCGCUAGAUGUGCGCGGGAAGAAAGUACACGCUUGUCCCUCCGUACGAUCACCGAACGAAUAACACCCCACCCAUCAUCACAGAAAGAACCCUUUACAAACAGCCCCAGUGUCCGCCAAUUUCAUACACGGUGCAUUUUGCGCAAAAAGCUCUCAUUGGUCCGGCAAGGACAACACAGGACGUCGUACGGAAGAGAAGGGGCGGUAUAUUAGCAUCAGUAUGUUCUUCGUACCGGCGUACUUCGUGCAACGAACGCGUGGUUCAUUCCACACCACAGACAUGUUGUACCGUGUGUGAUACGAUAGUUUUAAUGUUCGUUGGCAAAACACCGGUAUCCGAGAUCCGUGAUCGCAUGUGCACAUAUGCAACAGAUCAUUCUGAACUUCCGGUGGAGCAUGGUAUUAUGUUAUCCAAAAAACCCCAUAUAGACCUACUCCCCCAUCCCCAUCAUUGACGUAAGCGUCCGCCGUAGCAUAACUUAGUCGCACGAGAAGGAGAAACAUCUGUAAUGACCAUUGAAAUAACUAAGAAUCUAUAGGCGCGUGGUAAACAAGUAAAACAAAGUGUUUGAAGAAAAUAUACGAACGAAAAGUAUGAUGACUGGAAGAAA